AAAUAGGCAAUGACAAACUCUCAUUGGCUCAAAAAUUGAUUAUGUGAAUGAUUCUACAGAUCAUCACAAAGAAAAUAACCUCCUGUACACUAAAAUUUAGACCGCCUUAGUCACUAUUGUACUGCAUUAUGCCAAUUGUCAUAAUAUGCUAAUCUGUCUUUUGUGACAUAAUCAGUCAGCUUGUUCUUAAACAUGACUUUGCUACUUGUCUGGCAAUUAGUAAAGAUGACACUGCCAUCAAAUAGAAAUUAGCAUUUUCCAUUGUACAAUAAUGACACUACAAUCUAGCACAUGGAUGCCCCCUCUGAUUGGCCCAUAUUCAUCUACGUAUACAAGACUAUUGUGACAAUAUGAAGACACACAAUGCCUCAAGAUACUUGCCAACUACAAAAGAGCUGGAUUGCCUGUCAGUCAGAUCUUGAAUCCAUUAUUGCCAUCAACAGUGAACAGCACAGCACAGCACAGUCUUCAGCUGCUAGUGAGUGACAGAAAGAUCAUGUCGUCAGAACUGGCCACCAUGGUUGCCAUCUUCCUGAACAACCCAACAGAUUUUUUCGUCGUUCGAAUGGACACCACCACUGGAACCCUCCAGGACAUACGACAGGAGGCUACCAAGCAGGGCGAGAACAUCACCAACUGUCUGUUCACAACUCCCGAGGGGGAAGUCAUCGCACAGAGCAUAGAACAUCUACUACACUAUCAGCACAUCUUGCAUGGACCAGUCAACAGUUUUUUGAGGAUGGAGAGGGAAAACCCAAAGGACAUCCCCACCCCAUCUAGCACCACUAGUGAAUCUCCCCCACCCUUAGCCAACACCUCAGAAUCUCAUCCACCCAUCACCUCAAACUCUAGUGAAUCCUCCCCUCCUAGUACCUCUGUUCAGUCUCCAUAUUUUACUCGCCAAAACACUAAUGGUCAUCAUCGGGAGGGGGCUAUCAUGUCCGGUAAUCCCCCCUCGUCCAGCAGUGGCAACACUGGCCCACCCCCUGAAUUAUACCCGAUAUUCACCAAGAACAGGAAGUGGACAUGUACAUCGAGCGCGUCAAAGUUCCAUGUAUACAGCGAAGAGGACUUAGCAAGCUCUGCCACAGACAAGGAAAGACAGUACAAACAGCUAUGGAACAGUGUUGGACAGGAAGAAGCUGUGCAGGGCAUGACCAAGGCUCAAAUGCAGGAGGAAGUCCACGACCGCUGGAGAACACUCAAAGCCAAGGCCGCUGAACCUACCCCUACCACCAUGACUAGUACCACUGUUGUAACCAACACCGCCUGUACCUCCACUAGUACCACUACAGUUACUGUCACCACUACUGUUACUACAGUUACUACUACUCCACUGUUGGACCAGCUGCCUGGGCUGAGAGCUCAGUUGGUCACAGAUAAGGACCAUUACGUAGAAAGAAACCUGCAGCGAUACUUUGACAACCCACAGGAGCUAGACAAGGUUGUAGAGGUGAUAAGGAGAAGAUAUGUGAAGAAAGGAGUGAAUGCAGGUUUUGUCAAACACCACGUAUUGAAACUCACUGUCAGCUAGUUUUUAUCGUAAGUU
Branchiostoma belcheri (Belcher's lancelet) is the source of this 1549-nucleotide messenger RNA. Its product is annotated as rho GTPase-activating protein gacII-like. NCBI's taxonomy places the organism in Eukaryota, Metazoa, Chordata, Leptocardii, Amphioxiformes, Branchiostomatidae. The transcript is spliced from 5 exons. The record is from RefSeq and is a predicted model, not a curated record. Bases 497 to 1534 code for a protein of 345 amino acids.